Messenger RNA from Saccharomyces mikatae IFO 1815, 900 nucleotides. It is a transcript of the gene CTP1, whose product is annotated as Ctp1p. Gene Ontology annotation, biological process: mitochondrial citrate transmembrane transport. The record is from RefSeq and is a predicted model, not a curated record. The transcript has a single exon. Gene Ontology annotation, molecular function: tricarboxylate secondary active transmembrane transporter activity. The coding region runs from base 1 to 900 and encodes 299 amino acids. Lineage: Eukaryota; Fungi; Ascomycota; Saccharomycetes; Saccharomycetales; Saccharomycetaceae.
AUGUCUAGUAAAGCAACGAAAAGCGACGUAGAUCCAUUACACUCCUUUUUAGCAGGGUCCAUCGCUGGUGCUGCAGAAGCAUGUAUAACAUACCCUUUUGAGUUUGCCAAGACGAGGUUACAAUUGAUCGAUAAGGCGUCCAAGGCGUCAAGAAACCCCUUAGUGUUAAUUUAUAAAACUGCAAAGACACAAGGCAUUGGUUCCAUUUAUGUUGGAUGUCCCGCAUUCAUUGUUGGUAAUACCGCCAAGGCUGGUAUUAGAUUUCUUGGGUUUGACACCAUCAAAGACUUGCUAAGAGAUCGUGAGACAGGUGAGUUAAGCGGUACAAGAGGUGUGAUUGCUGGGUUAGGUGCAGGGCUAUUAGAAAGUGUUGCUGCAGUAACACCCUUUGAAGCAAUUAAAACCGCCUUAAUUGAUGAUAAGCAAUCUCCUAAACCAAAAUAUCAUAAUAAUGGGCGUGGCGUGAUACGAAAUUAUUCAUCAUUGGUUCGUGAUAAAGGGCUUUCCGGCCUUUAUCGUGGUGUUUUACCUGUUUCUAUGAGGCAGGCUGCAAACCAAGCUGUUAGAUUAGGUUGUUACAAUAAGAUUAAAACAUUGAUUCAAGAUUAUACAGAUUCACCAAAAGACAAACCUUUAUCAUCCGGCUUAACUUUCGUGGUGGGUGCAUUCAGUGGUAUAGUUACUGUCUACUCCACCAUGCCACUUGAUACUGUUAAAACAAGAAUGCAAAGUUUAGACUCCACCAAAUAUUCCUCUACAGUAAAUUGUUUUGCGACCAUUUUUAAAGAGGAAGGAUUAAAGACAUUCUGGAAAGGUGCCACGCCAAGAUUGGGUAGGUUAGUCUUGAGUGGUGGUAUUGUUUUCACGAUCUACGAAAAAGUGUUAGUUAUGCUAGCUUAA